Messenger RNA from Tuber melanosporum (Perigord truffle), 1700 nucleotides. RefSeq lists its product as uncharacterized. The record is from RefSeq and is a predicted model, not a curated record. The coding region runs from base 1 to 219 and encodes 72 amino acids. The transcript is spliced from 3 exons. NCBI's taxonomy places the organism in Eukaryota, Fungi, Ascomycota, Pezizomycetes, Pezizales, Tuberaceae.
AUGGCUGCACAAAUCCACAAGGCGUUUGAAACUCGCACCUGCGAGUUUCUUACGUUCUCGGGGCUUGCUCCAACCGUGUCCGCCAAAAUUCUCGAAAACCUUCUCUCUCUGAAAGAUCCAAUUGCCCUUGGCUUGAGAAUUAACUUUAUUGCCCCCGACGGGUACCUUCGUAUUGUCAUGGCGAGUCGCCUGCAUGAAACUGCGGUCGCCUUGAUGUGAAUUGAGUUUGGCUUGUGGAUCGGCUACGGCCUCCUUACGCCAAACACUCUCGUCUUGAUAUCCGAUACCUUAAGUAACACCGGACCUUUGCUACAGCCCCCGCGUUAAUGGAGUUAAAACCAAGUUUCCAACUAUCGUCCUGGAAGCGGGGUGGAGCGAGUCGCAGGCCCAGCUAGAACGUGACUGCCAAUUGUGGUUCGAAGGGUCUGGUGGGGCAGUGAAAGUUGUUCUAUGUUUAAAUUAUUCGAGCCGAAUAUAUUCAGUGUUCCCAAGCGUCCAGUCCGUCCGUCCUUGGCUUCGGACGGGACGGACGCCAGUUCCCGGGACCCUGCCCUGGACGGACGCCCGUCCUGGGGUCCGUCCUAAGCUCUGCCCCGGACGCCCGGCCGGGCCCUGCAGGUAUCUCUCUUAUAUGAUUUAUUCCGAAUAUGGUAAGUUUUCAACAAUAAAAUUUACGGAUCCUGUUUGCUACCAUGCAAGUAAUGUGAUAACCAUUCGGACAAAUUUGUCAAAAGAAAAGGGAGAGCUUGGAAUAGGAUGAUUCUGGUACAUCAGGUUACUUAGAUUCUUUCGUAAAAUCUACCAUUAUUUAUUCAUCGUUUCUGUGUUGAAACUAAAACAUUCUGCUCAUUCUUUUGUAAAUACAUCUCUAGUGUGAAACAACCGCUAAUAUUACGAGAUAACCAUCAAUUAGGGAAUAGUGUGCGAAAUACCGAAGGGACUCCAUGGAGGACCCACAACCCGGCAGUCGACCAUGGGGCCCUGCGGGUGGCGACCGUGCCCUACAGAUGACAGCCGGGCCCUGCAGAUGAUCGCCAGCCCCUACGGACGACAGCCGGGCCCUGCGGUUGAAGGUCAGGCCCCCUAGAUGACGCCUUCAGAUGACAGCCGGAAGAUCCCAUUUGGACUAAGACUGCCGGGCCCGGGCGUCACCGCCCAGGGCGGCGGUCUUCAGGAAGGAGGGACGCCGUGCCCUGCCGUCCUUACCCAUCUUGCCCGGGACGGUUGGGAACACUGAAUAUAUUCAAUGAAAUUAAGGCGACUUUAAACAUCUGCCGGGUUGUGGAGGGCGCAAUAGUUCCGGAUACAUUGGCAUGCGCUUCCCUGCCCUACCAUAUCUUUAUCUCUCUUACAUCCUACUAAUCAACCCCCUCAUCCUGCAGGAAAUCUUUCCCCCCCCUCUGAGCCUAUUCACGAUCCAUGUAUCACGGUGGAAGAGCUUUUUGGGGACCGAUCUCCCGUUGGCCUGAAUCCCCAGACUCUUUUUCCGUUGUCUUUGACACGACUUCGCUAUUUAUUUGGACAAGAGAUCCGUAAACAGGGACAUCUCCCUAUGGCCAACUAAGUACACCUAAACUCAUCUCAUACCCUUUGGCCUUGUUUUUAUCUGUUCGCUGCUUGUUGGUCUGAUGGAUAGCAUGGGUUUCAUCUCUUCUCUCGAUCCCUUUGUAUCCCAGUUGAAUUCAUAAUCUUACCCCCAU